AUGAUCUCGGACGCGGACUUGAUGAAGGAAUUUGUGACCGCAUUCGGCGUCCCCACCCUGCCCAAGCCCAACCUUCUGGCCUACAUGUCCGAAGCGGGCCGUAAAAAGCUUCCCCAACGCGACGUCUGCGAGAUGUUGUUGAACAUCCCGGCACGGAGGCCUGUCAGCCCGGUCCCACCCCUCUCACCGGCCCCAUUGCUGCAAGUCACCGAUCCCAGAGCCAUGAUGAAGCCGCCCGCACCGAUCGCACCCAGCGCAACCUCGGCUUCCCUUCAGAAUCGACCCAAUUCUCCGCAUAUGACAUCCGCAAAUGACUCGAUGUAUUUCUCGCAGCAAGUCCCCUCAAAUCCGUCGCCAAUCCCCCAGCAAAUCCCAUCGAAUUUCGGCCAAUUCCAAGGACCUUCGGACCCCAUAAGGAGACGGCAAAAUUUCAACCCGACUCCCCCACAAAUUCAACGAGAAGGAGCUUGGCAACACCCCAACACAACGUCGGCAUGGGGCCCUCAGCCCACCAAUUGGCAACAAACCAACUACGGACAACCCCCAAAACUCAAUCAUUAUGUAAAUUGUUAA
Messenger RNA from Bursaphelenchus xylophilus (pine wood nematode), 573 nucleotides. The record is from the annotation of a GenBank genome assembly. Lineage: Eukaryota; Metazoa; Nematoda; Chromadorea; Rhabditida; Aphelenchoididae.